Messenger RNA from Vigna radiata var. radiata (mung bean), 2566 nucleotides. Its product is annotated as protein WVD2-like 4. The transcript has 9 exons. Bases 724 to 2169 code for a protein of 481 amino acids. Lineage: Eukaryota; Viridiplantae; Streptophyta; Magnoliopsida; Fabales; Fabaceae. The record is from RefSeq and is a predicted model, not a curated record.
AUUUCAUGUCAUGGUUAUUGGUUCAUCCAAUCUCAUUUAUCACCACCUCCGUCUUGGCUCUCUCUCCCACGGUUUCUGAACCCUUCUGUGCGACAUGUGUAGGCUAGAGUCCAUUGGUGUGGUUAGUUAGUUAAUAACAGGAAAAUGAAACUUUGUUUUAUGUUUGGUGGAAGCUUAUAAGUCGUGCCAGCUAAUCUCCUUUACUACAUUAAACUAUUCUUUUGCUGAAAAGUCAUUUCUUUUCUUUUUGUGCUUUUCCUUCUCAAUUAUUUUAUCAACUCCAACUCUGUCUGUUCCACUACACUUUGGCCUUCACUGGAAAGUAGUGGUACUUAAAUGUCAUUAAAAGUUAAUUGAUCUUUGCAAGUAUGAUGCAGUUGGUGUGAUCUACAACCCCUGGAAUUAGCUCACUCUUGUUUGAUUGCUUGCUUUGUCUUUGAUGAUUGGGGUUAUCAUUUAGGACUUCGGAAUUUGCACAGCAGCACAAGUACAAAAAGCAGAUAAAUUAUGCCUUUACUUUGGAAAGGUGAGGUGGAAACCGAAGUUAAGGAGAGAAUCUGAGAAUGAGUGCUCUCUCAUUCUCACACCACAUGCACAUGAAAUGGCUCUGUACCUUUGGGGGUCAUAUAGGGUUAUGACCGAGUAGUUGUUGUUGCACCAAUUUUUGAAGGCAAGUUUUUGUUUUUGGAUUUCGUUUGUCUUUCCUCUCCGUUGUGUAAUUAGAUGGGGGAGACGGCAGCUUCCAAUCCUGCUUUGCAAGUGUCUGUUUCGUUCGGUAGAUUUGAGAACGAUUCCUUGUCUUGGGAGAAAUGGUCUGCUUUCUCACCAAAUAAGUACUUGGAAGAAGUUGAGAAGUGUGCCACACCUGGAUCAGUUGCUCAGAAGAAAGCUUACUUUGAAGCUCAUUACAAGAACGUUGCUGCCCGGAAAGCCGAAUUGCUUGCUCAAGAGAAGCAGACGGAGAAAGCUUCUGUUAAGACACAAUAUCAAAAUGAUGAAGAUCUGAGUUGUAACAGUUGUGUGACUGAUGCAGAAUGUGAUAUUUCCAAUGCUCAAGGUUCUAGUGAAGGGGUUAAGCAAGAAACCAAUUCAGUCGGUGAGAUUGUUAGGACUGAUGUGAGUAAUUUGGAGGAGUAUGCUGCAGUUUCAAGAGAUUAUCAAGGUUCAUCAGUUGAGGGAGGAAAAGUGAAUGAUGAACUGGAGAGAAGAUCGGGUAGUUCCCUGAUAGAGAAACAUGAAGAAGUUGUCUGCAUUGAACAAGGAGGGAGUAAAGAAGAAAGUCCUAACAUUGAAGCUGAAGGUUUGAAGGAAAUUUCACACAAUGUAAACAAUGAGCCAGUAAGGGCUUCAGAAAUUGAAGCACAAUAUAAGACCUUGGAUAACCCAAAGGUAUCUAAGAAGGUUACCCCAGUGAGCAGAGAAAGUAAUACAUUAAAGGGGAAGAAGAAAUCCGUGCAACCUACGUCUAAGCCUAAGGCAUCUCGAAUUUCCACUCCUAGGAAUCCAAAGCCAACAUCGACUCCCACUAAAACAUUUGCAUCUGCAUCUUCAACUAAAAGGGAAAUUUCUCCAUCAAUAUCUGGGAGGGAAACUGCUUCCACUGCAGAGAACAGAAAAGUUCCUAAUGAAACUUUGCACAUGUCCCUUAGCUUGGGUCCAAGCCAAUCUGAACCUGGUCCGCGUACUACAGUGAGGAAAUCUUUGAUUAUGGAGAGAAUGGGGGAUAAGGACAUAGUCAAACGAGCAUUCAAGACGUUUCAGAAUAAUUUCAAUCAGCCCAAAACUUCUGGUGAAAACAAAUCUUUGGUAAAAGAAAAGGUUCCUUCAAAGGUGACAGAGGCAAGGAAUCUGACAUCUAUAUCUCUGCGAAAGGAAUAUGGGCAGUCACCCAAGGUUGACAAUGCUGGUAAAAGAAGUGGGAAUACUGCGCGAACUGCUUUCGGCCUAAAACCUGAUGUUAAAGCAGAGAAAGGAAAAGAGUUUCCAAGAAAAAUAGAAGAAAAAUUUUAUGCAAAAGAGGUAGAAAGAACGCAUCAUCAAUCGAAAUCGAAGGAGGAAAAGAUAAAACAUAAUAUCAAGGCCACUUCCUUGCCAGCUUUUCACCAGGGUCAGAAAGCAUCCAAAAACCACCCACAGAAGGAGGAAAUUAAGAUGGAGAAAUGGAGGUAGCCUAAGAAGCAUGAGAAAAAGAGGUUGAAAACAUUAUGAUAUCUUAGGUCUGGUCACACUAUGAUAUCUUAGUUUAGUCUGCAACAGGAGAACCAAUUAUCUAGUUAUAUAGGACUAUAGGAGCUGAUGAACAAUGUAAGGAGUAGGAAGGAGCAAAGCAUCAAUUAUUGGUAAUAAAUUUGGUGUGAGAAACAAUGUUGUAUAACUAUAAUGUCCAAUGUGAGAAUGAGAAUGCAUGCAUUUUCUUAUGACUGGUUGCAUUGUUUCCAUCUAUUGGGGAAUAUUUGUAUUUAUUUUUGGGUGGGAUCAAGGGAAAAGCUCUUGGGACCCAAUAAGGAAUUGAAAAUGGGAAUACAUACUACACAAGCAAUAACUCUUGCACAGUUGCAUUGAACAA